Molecule: messenger RNA, 2676 nt
Organism: Lemur catta (Ring-tailed lemur)
Lineage: Eukaryota; Metazoa; Chordata; Mammalia; Primates; Lemuridae
Gene: TSEN54
Product: tRNA splicing endonuclease subunit 54
Exons: 11
Coding region: 1038-2315 (425 amino acids)
Biological process (GO): tRNA-type intron splice site recognition and cleavage
Cellular component (GO): tRNA-intron endonuclease complex
Source: RefSeq, a predicted model, not a curated record
CAUGCGCCCAGGUGAAACGGAGCGUGGAGGUUGCGAGUUCGCGCUCUCAGUCCAGGUUGUGGAGCUGAGGCGACCUGGGGCUCUGGAGUCGAGACCCAAGGGCGAGAUACCCUGGGUGUGACUGGGUGGGAGAGAAGACGUGAUGUGAAGGGAUUUGGCAACCAAGACCCGGGGACUCCGCUUGGGUAACCCCCUUCCUUUCUGCACUUCGCCCUUCCCGGGACUCCCGCAGCAAUCUCUGCCUGCGGCCAGAGCGGCCGUCCCACAGCCGCGGGCCGGAGCAAUGGUGCCACCUAGCGGACGGCAUCGGAGCGGCUCGCGUGGCGGCGAGAGGACCCCAGCCUCCCGGAGGUGCUAAUGGAGGGCUGCGGUGGCGCUUCAGCACCGUCGUGGGCCGGACAGCGCCUCCCACCGCCGGCCUUCGAAACCAGUCCUCGGAGCCACUUGGAAGAGACCCAGCCGAAGACCCUGACGGAACUCCGAACGUCCCCGGACCGCUCCUCACAGCCCCCGGGCGGCCUUCAGUUUGCAGAGCUGGAAUUUGGGGGCCCUUCUUCUUCCUCCUUGCCCAGCCCGGACGGCGGAGGGUACGGCCACACAUUUGACUAUUCAUACUACGCUCACAGACGUCCAGUCCUCAACUUCUAUGAGAGAGGAGCCCAGAGGAGGGCUGGGGACAGGAGAGGGAGCUCCUGCACGUUCAGAAAUCUGCAAACUCCCAGCCCCCGGAAUCGAGGCACACGUCACCGGCAGGCGCUAGGACCCAGGACGGCAGAAGGGCGGAGAGCCGCGCCCGGGAGCUCCUCGCUGCCCGCUCGCGGCCCCAGAAGCUGCCCCAGCGCUCGCAUGGCCCCAAGGACUUCCUCCCCGACGGCUCGGCGGCCCAGGCCGAGCGGCUGCGCCUGUGCCGGGAAGAGCUCUGGCAGCUGCUGUCCGAGGAGCGCGUGGAGCGCCUGGGCAGCUUGGUGGCCGCCGAGUGGAGACCGGAAGAGGGUUUCGUGGAGUUGAAGUCGCCUGCGGGUAAAUUCUGGCAGACCAUGGGCUUCUCAGAGCAGGGCCGGCAGCGGCUUCACCCUGAAGAGGCACUGUAUCUGCUGGAGUGUGGCUCUAUCCAGCUCUUCCACCAAGACCUGCCACUGUCUAUCCAGGAAGCCUACCAGCUGCUGCUGACCGAGGACACCGUCACUUUGCUGCAGUACCAGGUCUUCAGCCACCUGAAGAGACUGGGUUAUGUGGUUCGACGAUUCCAACAAAGCUGUGUCCUGUCCCCUUAUGAGAGGCAGCUUAACCUGGAUGGCAGCACCCAGUGCCUGGAGGAUAGGGAUGGCAAGAGGAAGAGGAGGGGCUCCAGCUCUCGGUCCAUUAAUAAGAAGGCCAAGGCCCUGGAGAACUCCCUGCAGCCAGAGAAUCUGGCAACUUCCAGCCUACCUCCCCGCAACCAGAACAGCCGAUGCCCAGAAGAGAAACCCCAGGAGUCAAGCCCCAUAAAGGGCCUAGUGGGCCCAUUUCACCUUUUGGGAGCCCUGGGGCCCUGCCCUGGCCUAGCCAGGGAGGGUGCGGAGUGCAGCUGGGAGAGUGGCCAAGUAGGGAAUGGAGUCCAGGGGGCUCGUAAGCCGCGCUGGAACUUUGAGCAGAUCUCCUUCCCCAACAUGGCUUCUGACAGCCGCCACACCCUCCUGCUUGCCCCAGCCCCGGAGCUGCUCCCGGCCAACGUGGCUGGGCGGGAGACAGACGCUGAGUCCUGGUGCCAGAAGCUGAACCAGCGGAAGGAGAAGCUAUCCUGGCGGGAACAGGAGCAACAGGCAGAGGCCAGGCACUUCCGGGAGGACAUAAAUGCAGACCCUGAGGUGCAACGCUGCUCCAGCUGGCAGGAGUACAAGGAGCUGCUGCAGAGGCGGCACCUGCAGAGGAGUCAGAACCUCCCUCCACACCUGUGGGGCCAGCCUGUCACACCUUUGCUGAAGCCCGGCCAGGCAGACUCUCCAGCCACGGUCCUUCAACAUAUCUCUGUGCUGCAGACAACACACCUUGCUGAUGGAGGUGCCCGACUGCUGGAGAGGUCUGGGGGCUUGGAAAUCAGCUUUGAUGUUUACCAGGCUGACGCUGUGGCCACCUUCCGAAAGAAUAACCCUGGCAAACCUUAUGCUCGGAUGUGCAUUAGUGGAUUUGAUGAGCCUGUACCAGACCUCUGCAGCCUCAAGCGGUUGUCCUACCAGAGCGGUGAUGUCCCUCUGAUCUUUGCCCUGGUGGAUCACGGUGACAUCUCCUUCUACAGCUUCAGGGACUUCACAUUGCCCAGGGAUCUGGAGCACUGACCACGCAGCUCUGUAGGGGAUGGAGCUUGCUCUGGGGGACCUGGACUGUCUAUUCUCAGGGACCACCUCAGCUGCCUCCUGUACCCAGACUCUGACCUGAAGCUGCAGCGGCCAGUCUGGGCAUUGGCCCUGGGUUGCUCAUACUUGCAAGAAAGUCAAACUGUGCUCCCAGCCUUCCCUGGCCACUGCAGUGCUUCCAAGCCCGGGGCCUGAGAUUGCUGCCUUGCAGUGACCCCUUUGGAACUCAGGACUAGAUUUUAGAGACCCAGAAAGUGGACAGAAGAGAGGACUCUGUGCCUUUAACGAGAGGGUGCCUGCUUCGUGCCAUAAAGCCAAAGCCAUUAAAAAUUGAUCUCUUUUC